This is a messenger RNA of Chelmon rostratus (copperband butterflyfish), 2759 nucleotides long. RefSeq names its product family with sequence similarity 151 member B (gene fam151b). Bases 355 to 1260 code for a protein of 301 amino acids. The transcript is spliced from 6 exons. Lineage: Eukaryota; Metazoa; Chordata; Actinopteri; Chaetodontiformes; Chaetodontidae. The record is from RefSeq and is a predicted model, not a curated record.
UGUUUUCCAAGAGUAAUGUGAUCUUUCAGAAGGCAGCUGCAGCUUGAAGCAUUAAGUGAUGUGUCAUGUGUUCAGAUGUGCCAGUAUAGACUAAGUCAGCUCAUCUUGUGGCUCGUUGAUAGCCACAUUACAUCAUCUCUAAAGUUACUUUGCCAACCUAAAACUGAUGAUAACAGUUAUGUCUAACCCAACCCUGCAACACCCUGGAUUACAUUCAAUGCCAAUGUUUUAUUGGUCUAAUUUUACUAUAUCUGCGUAUGACAACUACAGUAUGAUUAAAGUUAUGGAAAGAUUGUACUUGCAUUGUAUGCAAAUAUUAAUUGCAGGUCUGUGACCGGACACACAGUUUCCUGUAUGGAAGUCCCCCACACCAGCCUCACCCAGCCUCACCCCAGCCUCCCGAUUCGACGCUCUGAUUUGCUAUAUAUAUGGCCCACGACUUCCUGCAUUAGAUGUAAAUCAAGAGAGAGGAUGUCUGAGCAGACCCUGGAGUACUUCUGGAGCCAGGGGGAGAUCAAGAGGAGGGACGCUGCUGCGGUCAGGUGGUCGCACGCUGUGAACAGCAGGAGCGUACUGACGGAGGCUCUCUCAGGUCACACUCAUAUGAUUGAGGCCGACAUAAUCAUGAGAGGUCGUGACCCCAAAGAGCCAAUCAUGGCGCAUCCUCCUGACACGGACAGUGACAUCACACUGAAGGAGUGGCUGGAAGGAGUGAUGGCGCACAACAAGGGAAUAAAACUAGACUUCAAGAGCCUGGAGGCGGUGUCUCCGUCUGUGGCUCUGCUGGAGGAGGUGCUGGCUGAGACGAGCCAUCCUGUGUGGGUCAAUGCAGAUAUCCUCUCUGGUCCAGGGGGACAGGCCAGACCUCUGGAGCCUCAGGCUUUCCUUUCUGCUGUGGGGGCUCUACCCGCUCACACUGUGCUGUCUCUUGGGUGGACUACAGGGUGGACGGCUGGGACAGAAAACCCAGGUUACAGCUGGGACAUGGUGCACAUGAUGGAGGAGAUUUGUAGAACCCUUAAGCAUCCAGUCACCUUCCCAGUGCGUGCAGCUCUCCUGGCCCAGUCGUUCUCCCAGCUCACAUGGCUGCUGCAGCAGUCAGACAGAUACACUCUAACAGUGUGGACCGGCCAGAAUGACAAGUACACAGUAGAGGACUUACUGCCCUACAGAAAAGAGUUUGACACCAGUAGGAUCUACUAUGACCUGCCGGACCCUCUGAGGACAGAGCUCAGUAUGACAUUACAUGACAAUAACUGAAACCCCACUGCAGACACAUACUGAGAAGUCAUCUGGCUGUGGUCUCUUAACUCUGGCAGCAGACUGACCCCAGAGUGGAGAGAGGAGAGUGGAAUUUGUCUCUACCAAACUUGUCCUGUAGCUCAUCUACCGUCAAUGAACACCAUAAAAUGCUACAGCAGUGGUUCCUGAGCUGGGGUCGGGACCACCCGGGAGGUUGCAAGAUAAUCUUAGGCACCAUGUGAUGAUUGAUAAGUUAGGAAAGAAGAAGAAAAAGUUUUUCUGACACACAAAUUCUGCUUAAAUUUUAUUACUAGUCUCUAAAGGUUGCUUUUCCUUGUUUAAUGGCCUCUUAAAGUGUUGUGAUGAAACGAUCUGAGACUGGAACGGCACUCUUUGAAAGCUCACAGCUUAUAGAGAUGCAACCCAUAAUGAGGGCUGAGAAGUAACUGUUGUUUGGCUAUAAAUGUUCACAAGCCAAAAAAAGUUGGGAACCACUGCAUGGAGGAAGGUGGAGGUUCACCGUUCGAGCUGUUUUCAGAGCAGUAUCUCUAUGUAAAAAUGCUCCAUUACAAGUUAAAAGUCCUGCAUUCAAAAUUGGACCUGAGUAAAGUUACAGAAGUAUUGUCAUCAAAAUGACUUGAAGAGGAGUUUCACAGCAGGCUGAAAAGCAGUGCUUUGCUGCCCUCUCUGGUUUCACCUCUGACCACAGCAGGCAUCACUGAUAGGGGUGAGUUGAUAUGCUCAGAAAUGUGCUCUGUUGCACCUGUAACCUCACUUCAACAGUGACGUGUAUGUGUGACAGUGUAUACUACUGUUGGUAUCUCAGUAUCCUCAUGGUUCUUACAGUAAGAACCUCCAUAAGACUGUGUUCAUACAGUAUAUUACCAGAAGGGCUCUUGUUUAGCUCUACAGAACAUGACUUAAUGAGGAUAUGAGGAGGGGUUAUAUUUAGACCUACAGGAUAAUGACUGUAUAAUGAUGGGGUAUAUUUACACCUGGAGAAUAAGACUGGGUGAGGAUGAAAGGAAAGGGUCUUAAGAUCAGGAUACCAAGACUAUAUAAGUGAGCUAUGUGCUUUAAUGCAGUUAAGGAUAAUAUAUUCCAUGUACUGAUCUGUUUGCCAGCCAUGAUAAUAAAGGAGUUUAAUUAAAAAAGAGUCAGAGUCCUGGUCAAAGCUGCUGUAAAUCACAUCUGAGUGCGAGCAGACUUAGUCAGCCAAUAGGACCACUAGCUGAAUGGCUAACUGAGCUGAACUCAUAUGGUACCCCGUAUUUGUUCGAGUGUUGUGCCAUUCACAAAUGCUUCGUUGAAAAGAAUAAAUAGGUGAACGAGCUGAGCUGAAUCAGUUCCUGUUAAUGUCUCAGUCCAUUCAUUUUAGCUUUUAUAUCGAGCACUGAGCACAGGGACUGUCAGUCUACAUCAUGUGACUUAUCUAGAUUAAAGUCCAAGACCAAUGUUGUUAAAUCAUUGCAGCUAAUUGUUAACAACCUGAAUCAAGUAUGUAUUUGUUGCCUUGA